CAAGAAUGAUGGCGUUGAAUUCUUCUCUUUCAUGAAAGGUCUAUCAAGUGCUUUUUUGGAUCGUAUGCUUUAUCUAAUAGCAGAGCAUCGAAUUUACCAUGGGACAGCAACUUUCGCAAUCUGGGGGCGGUGGAGCUCUGUCGGAGACUUCGAGAUUGUUUCCAGAUCCUGAGGAGGAAGUCAAUCAUGACGGCUGUUUUCCGCCUCAUGGAGUUCGUGACUUGUGUCCAGCGAACCCGCAUGCGGGACUGCCUGUUUAUAUUACCAUUCAUAGGUAUAGCUUUCCAAAUCAGGAAUAACCAUCCCUUGUGAGUUACCACACUAACAUGUUUCGUGAAUAGAAUUCGGAGGGACAUCAUCGCCGCCAUAGGUUCGUAACAUUCCCUUUCGAGUUAUGAAUUAACUAUAUUCUAACACUUUGUUAGAUGAUCCUUAUAGCAUUGAGCAGCUUCGAGACCCCCGGAUGAAUUUGUCUGUGGUGAGGCCGCUUGUGGACACACUUUAUGACCUGAAUGAUGUGUCCGUUGGUACGUGCAGUCUAUUUCAUUUGUAAUUGUUUUAUAAUUGAGCUGUCAAACCAACCUGCAUGGUGGAAGUUUUCAUGGCUUAGUUCAUGACGUCCUCCUCGAUUCCAUACUAAUUGACCCGCAACACUCAUCAACAAUGUCUAAAUUCUAAGCUGUCCGCGAAUUUUCAAUCCUUUCAGUCAUCCCCUUUUGCAUUUCUGAAUUAUCUUCAAAUUGCACAUCUGCUAUUUAGCUCUUGCCAUCUAUUCACUAUCUCUUCCUUAUAUCCUCCUAAAUAUGCACAUUGUCGUAGUUUUAUUCGGGAUGCUUUCAAUCACACCCCAUAUUAUACUUAUCAUUCAAAGUUUUGUCUACUGACCUCCAUAGUUUAUUGCUUGUUGGUGAACAGAGUCCAGUUUCAAACUGAGCAACAAGCACAACCACACCAGCAAAGUGUAUGCGCAACACGCGCUUUACUCUGCGAACUCCUCGCGAGCCGAAUUCUAAGACGUUUCAAUGAGGACAACCCCGGAGUACAGGGUCUAUUACUUUUAGCCCAUAUUCUUGUGGGUGCUUUCGACCCGUUCCAACAGGCACCGCAAGAAGUAUUAGAAUCAAGUAACCACGGGAGCCUUUCAUUUUCGGUUCAGUCACGCACUGGGUAUCAGAGAAAACUCCCGGCCUUGGAGAUUGCUAUCGUUUCUGAGAGCAAGAUAUUCCUCUGCUCUUCAGCGUGCCAGAAGGUGGUUCAGGCCAUUUAUGAAGGGCGUGUAAUUUAUACGCCUACAUCUUUCAUCGACAUAUUGCCGGAUCACUACAAGCAGAAACCUGUGUCUCUAUACAAUCCACGAAAGGCCCCAAUCUUCAAUCAAUACCGUCUUAUUGUUCCAAGGACCAGAAAUAUUCUGGAGAUCCUCCAGUUUAUGGUUCUAUUGGCCUUGUAUAUUUCUGUUAUGGCCGACCGGGAUCCUUCCAAGUUUGGGACACUUGAGGUAGUCUUCAUCGUUUACACAUUCGGAUUCUUGCUUGAUCUUUGUUCCACUAUUCUGGAACACGGUACUACCCGCCCUUUCUGAAAGUGAUAUAUAAUGCCGCUGCCUCGCUAACGGAACUCAGGUUGGCGUGUUUAUACCCAGAACUUAUGGUCUUUCCUUGAUGUGACAUUUGCCGUUAUUUUUGGUAUAUACUUUACCUUGCGUAUGCACGGGCUUCGUGUUGGGGAACUCGUGCCAGGACAACAAGCCAUGGACGUCUUAGCUAUGGGAGCUCCAGUCCUUGUUCCUCGGCUAGCUUUCAAUAUCAUGUCUGAGAACAUUCUAUUUGUCUCUCUACGAGCUAUGAUGAGAGAUUUUACUGUGCUUACCGUCCUAGCGGUUUGGUGUUUUGCCGGAUUCUUACUCUCAAUGUCCUGGCUUGCUGAAGGAGCACAUGAGACGAUUACCAUCUCGAAGUGGAUGCUCUGGGUAUGGUUUGGACUUGAUGGGACAGGAAUCCAGAGAUCAACUGAGUUCCAUUGGAUUCUUGGUCCCAUACUUAUGAUCGCCUUUGCCUUCCUCGGCAACACACUUUUUCUUACCAUUCUGGUGUCCAUGCUGAGUACCACUUUCUCGAACAUUGUGGCCAAUGCGAAUGCAGAGAUCCAAUUUCGGAGAGCCGUUCUCACACUGGAGGGGGUCAAGUCAGAUGCCAUCGUAUGUUACCCCCAGAAACUUUUCGCUUUGGCUUGACUCCUACGAUGUUGGACACAGCUAAUAAUCCAUAGUUCGCUUAUCAACCACCGUUCAAUCUAUUGGCCGUUAUCAUUCUCAUCCCGUUGAAAUUUAUGGUCACACCAAGAUGGUUUCACAAAGUCAAUGUAACCGCUGUCAAGGUUCUGAAUGCCCCCGUACUCCUCAUAAUCGGCUAUUUCGAACGUCGCUGUCUCUGGCCUAGAACCAAGCGUCCCAACGAUCCCGAGCAACUACCCAAAACCAAAGCCCCACCAAAACGACCCUGGGAUCUCACGAGGGGAUUUUCCGUUCACGGCGACAUCGAGAGAGUCUUCGAUACGGAACCUCCUCAAGAAGUAGAAGAUGAAAUCGCAAACGAUGAUGAUAUUGCCCAUGUCGGACACGCAACAUUCGCUUUAGCAGAGGAGUUUGAACGAGAAUUCGGACCAGAUGCCGCGGGUGGACGUAUCAAGAAGAUCAGUCGGAAGGAUCGAAGAGAUAGUGUGGCUCCGUUUGCGGGCAUGGUGAGACAGUUGAGUAAUAUGAGUGAUGACGACGCUGGGAGUUCAAAAGCGGAUAUCAAAAGUCGACUUGCUGCUUUGGAGAAAAGCACGAUGCGGAUUGAGAGGAUGCUGGGAAGGCUGUGUGCGGGUAUGGAUGAGGAGUUGGGGAGGAAUAGAAGUGAUAGUGACAAUGAUGACGGCGAUGGAGAUGAUGAGGUAGACACGUUGGAGGAUACUGAUGGAAGUGUUUUGAAUAGUACGUAGAGAGACCAGCGAUUAAAAUGGGUUGUUUUUGCAAAGAGGUGUUCAAAAUGUGAGGUAGAAAUAGCUCAAGCCAUCUAUCUCCGGUAGCAAGCAAGGGACAAGGGCAUUUUCCGCCAUUGGCUC
Messenger RNA from Hymenoscyphus albidus, 3105 nucleotides. The record is from the annotation of a GenBank genome assembly. NCBI's taxonomy places the organism in Eukaryota, Fungi, Ascomycota, Leotiomycetes, Helotiales, Helotiaceae.